Papaver somniferum (opium poppy) is the source of this 2674-nucleotide messenger RNA. RefSeq names its product F-box/kelch-repeat protein At1g57790-like. NCBI's taxonomy places the organism in Eukaryota, Viridiplantae, Streptophyta, Magnoliopsida, Ranunculales, Papaveraceae. The record is from RefSeq and is a predicted model, not a curated record. Bases 697 to 2481 code for a protein of 594 amino acids. The transcript is spliced from 2 exons.
UAACGCGGAGCCUCAUUUACCUAAGAAGCCACCCCUAAGCCGAGAAGUGAACCUCUUCUGCUCAAUCUCUUUGGUUUCCAUGGAAAAAUCAAAGUUAUCAAAUCAGAGAAGUGAACGUCGACUCCCACCAUCACCAGAGGUAGCACCUUGGCUUGUUAUCCCACAUGGGAACUAUUGUAAGUUUCAAACUUUCUUAAAUUUAUUUGAAAAUCCGAACAAAUCCUACAAACAAUUCAUACCAGAAUUGAGUGAAAAAAGAUUUUGGCAAAAAAAUUGUCAUCAAGGUUGGUUAAUUAUUGUUUGUGAUGAGGAUGAUGAUCCACAUUUCAGUAAUGGAGAUUGUUUUCUAUGGGAUCCUAGUUCCCUAGAGAUUGUUAUGUUACCUAAUUUAAACCAUUUUAAUCAAUUAGAUGGAUAUCAUAUCAAGGAUUGUCUUUUGUCUUCGCCUCCACGGAGCAGCCGUACUAGUAUUGUGGUGGGGAUGGGAUUGAGGGUAGUAGUAGUAGCAGUAGCAAUCAUAGCCAUAGUGGUAGUAUUAGUAGAAGUUGUAGUAGGGAUGAUGUUGAUGAUGAUGAUUCAAUUGUUUAUAUCCUUUAUGGUGGAGGUGGAAAUUCAGACUUUCUUAUUUAUUGUCACCCUGGUGAAAAAGAAUGGGGAAAACAUGAGUCUGUUGAUAAGAUCGGAAGAAUUGAAUCGAUGUUUUAUUUUAAAGCCAAGUUAUAUGUAAUGUGUUUGUGCUUGGAACUCUUGGAGAUAACAAUACAAUAUGGUACAAUCAGUAUAAAUGAGUUGAUUACCAAGAAUGAAGAUAAAUUAUUUAAGUCAGAAAGAGUAGGUGGAAGUUUCGAUCAUCGUAGUCACUCAUAUUAUAUGGAGUCUUUUGGUGAAGUUUUUAGAAUCGACAGGUAUUUCAUUGAAAGAGGUGAUUAUGCGCACUCUAUAACCAAAAUAAUUGUAUCAAAAUUGGAUUUCUCUUCAUUGACUUGGGAGGAAGUGAAAAUUUUGAAGGACUAUGUCUUCUUCAUAAGCUACUUUAGUGAUACGCAACUGUCUUGCUUGGCAUCAGACUUGGGUUUAUCAAAAGGUUGUGUGUAUUUUACACUAAAAUGUGACCUGAGCUUGUACAAGUAUGACCUGGAGGAUGAAAGCAUUUUACUUUCUUUACCGUGUCUUGAUAUACCAACACCAUGGAUGUCGCCCAGAUGGCUGUUGAUUCCUACAACUUCCAGGGUUGAUGAUAGUAGAACAACAACAGACCUUAUGCUAGGAGAGGAUGAAGACAUAGAAAAAGUUAUAAAGGCAACAGACAGCAGAACUGGUACUAUAGAUAAGGAUGAGGCUAAAAAGGAUACUGAACAAGCAAGACUACUUAUCAAGCUUGAUGAUGAUAUAGUGUGGGCCGUGUCAGAUUUUCUUCAUACACUGGAUUAUGUGCAUUUGCGUGCAGUUAGUAAAAAAUAUCGAUCAGUAAUAGAUCUGAGAAGAUACUCUUCUACUAGGACUGUACAGACCACAGAUAUAUCUCCAUGGCUAAUUUCCCCCAAGUAUGAUCAAUCCAUUUUCAAUUUCAUAAACCCAAUGCAUGAUAAUGAGAACUACCUCUUCAACAUCCCUGAGUUGCUGAAAGGUUCUAGAAUUCGGUUCUCGAAAGGUGGAUGGUUGCUCAUGUCGAAAUGCGAGACUUUGUUCUUCUACAAUCCAUUCACGAAAUCUACUGUCAGACUUCCGGACUUGCCAAAUGUUAAUGGUUUUAGCUACACAGGUAUUUCGUUCUCGUCCUUACCGACUGCUUCAGAUUGUUUAGUAUUUGCCAUCGACAAAGAAUUAUUCAGGGAUCAAGUUGGUGUCUUCUUCAUUAAAAGGGGAGAUAAAGAGUGGUCAUAUGAUCUCUACACGAAUAUUUACUUGCCCGAAAAGAAAAACCUAGAUUUUGAGCUAACUCUCAACAAUCCAGUAUUCUACCGCGGAAGAUUCUAUUGCUUAGACCACAAUGGAACAUUGGGAGUAUUAUUGGGAGUAUUUAAAUACGAACACCCAGACAUUAGUUGGGAAAUUCUAUCCAUGAAAGCCCCGCCUAAUUGUGGAUUUAUCUACAAUAGUUUUUUGGUGGAGUGUGAAGGACAACUUAUUUCGGUGUUACUAGGUCGUUUAGGAAAUUGGGUUCGUAUUUUCAGAUUGAACGAAACCAAAAUGGUUUGGUCUGAAGUUAAACAUUUGGGGCGACAUAUGUUGUUUCUCAGCAGUACAUCUUGUAUCUCAGCAAUUGCUCCGACAAGUCAAAUGGAGAACAAAGUCUACUUUCCGAGGUUGCAUAAUGAAGGAAUUUUGUAUUAUUCUCUUGAUACCGGUAUGUAUCACUCUCUUGGUAGUAGACAUUCUGCUAAAGAUUAUCGUGGUUCGAACGAGAAAUUACACUGCAGUUGGAUCGAACCCAAUUGGUCAGAGAUCUCAGAUGACCAUCUUGAUUGGCUUAACAUCUAGAGAUACAUUAUCAGCUACUCUUGCAGUUUGUUUUCCUUUCUUUAUUAUUUAUACGUAUUGUAUGAACUUAACAGUAGUGUUUUCUUAUCUAUAAGUUGUUUCCUUGAAAUUUCUUAUUAGGAUGGGCAGUGAGUGCAUUUGUGUUGAUCAUCUGAAUGCUGAAAUUCAAUUGUAUUGAUGUUUUCUUUUUUAA